Messenger RNA from Megalops cyprinoides (Indo-Pacific tarpon), 1700 nucleotides. RefSeq names its product arf-GAP with dual PH domain-containing protein 2-like. The transcript has 11 exons. The coding region runs from base 103 to 1248 and encodes 381 amino acids. Gene Ontology annotation, molecular function: GTPase activator activity; phosphatidylinositol bisphosphate binding. NCBI's taxonomy places the organism in Eukaryota, Metazoa, Chordata, Actinopteri, Elopiformes, Megalopidae. Gene Ontology annotation, biological process: positive regulation of GTPase activity. The record is from RefSeq and is a predicted model, not a curated record. Gene Ontology annotation, cellular component: plasma membrane; intracellular membrane-bounded organelle.
UUUCUUGGUUGUACAUAUAUAACGGUAUGGAGCUACUAGCAAAAUGCCCACACAACUCUGAUAAUUUCUUCAACACUGACUGACACUGCCUUUCGCAUAGCUAUGGCUGAUCGGGAUCGAAACAAGAAAGUCCUUUUGGAUUUGGUUAAACAUCCUAACAACAGCCACUGCGCUGACUGCGGAGCCCCAGAGCCCGACUGGGCAUCCUACAAACUAGGUGUCUUUGUGUGUCUGAACUGCUCUGGAACCCACCGUAACCUGCCUGCCAUUAGCCGCAUAAAGUCGAUACGCUUGGACUUCUGGGACGAUGACCUGGUCGAGUUCAUGAGAGCCAAUGGCAAUGCUGCGGCCAGGUCCAUUUAUGAAAGAACGGUCCCAAUCUUCUACUACAGACCACAACCGCAGGAUUGCGUAGUUCUGAGGGAUCAGUGGAUAAGAGCCAAGUACGAGAGGCGAGAAUUCACAGGAGAGAGCAUGCACCUUCAACAUGCCUACAGUUCAGGUUUCUAUGAGGGGAUUCUGUUGAAGAAAGGAAAGGACAACAAACAGUUCUUGAAAAGGAGAUUUAUCCUCUCAGCAAAGGAUUUCACCCUCAAAUACUUCACGAGAGAAGAUCAAUCCAAAGGUCCAAAAGCAGUCAUUGCCAUAAAGGAUCUGAACGCAGUCUUCCAGCCAGAGAAGAUAGGCCACAAACAUGGGCUGCAGAUCACCUACCUGCAGGAGGAGCACACUAGGAACCUGUUUGUUUACCAUGAUAGUGGAGAGGAGAUUGUGUUCUGGUUCAACGCAAUCCGAGCUACCCGUUACGCUUAUCUGAAGACUGCCUUCCCCGUGGCCAGUGACAGUGAGCUAAUUCCCUGGAUAACCAGAAAUUAUCUAAAAGAAGGCUACAUGGAGAAAACAGGUCCAAUGCAAAGAGAGCCAUUCAAAAAGAGGUGGUUCGUCCUGAACUCCCGAGACAGGAAAUUACUCUACUUCAAAACCCCGCUGGAUGCAGUUGAGCUUGGAGCAGUGUUCAUAGGCACAGAGAACCAUGGCUACUCAGUGAGAGAAAGCCUGCCGAAAGGGACGAGGGGGAACAAGUGGAAGUGUGGCGUAACGGUGGAGACGCCGGAUCGGCAGUUUGUCUUCAUGUGUGAGCAGGAGCGGGAGCAGAAGGAGUGGGUGGAGGCCUUCAGAGAGGUCAUUUCCCGGCCCAUGGUUCCUCAAGACUAUAACACUGAAGCCAAUAUGAGGAGGAGAAGAUAAUGGUGGAAGCAGUAAAAGACAAGACAAAUGAAAAAAGUAGAAGAGAAAGGGAUGGGGGAGAGGGAGAGAGACCCACCCACCCACUGGACAUCCUUUCUCAAUCACUCUCUACCUCCAGCCAGCCCUCCUCUCUGACACAAGACUCGGAAAAAACCAUACAGCAAGAGACACUAUGAACUAGCAGAAUUGGUGAAAUGACCAUUCCAGUCUCUGGAGCUGAGCCGAAGUUUCACUGACACAAGCUAACAUUCCUAGCACUGCGUCUGCUGGCCUUUUUGUCUGUGUUGUUUCAGCUUGAUUUGGUCAAAAUUAUGCUUUUACUGUAAUGUACCUAUGGAUCACCAUGGAUAAACCUGUCAUGUAUAAUGGAAGCAUUGAACUUUGUUUUUUUUUAUUGUUUAUUGAGGUUUUGUUUUUUAUCCCAAUGUCAAACACAGUUAAGCUGAAAUGUA